UCGUGUAGUCGUUGUUGCUUGUCGAAGUGUUGUGUGGAAAGCUUUGGAUUGUGUCGCGCGUGGCGAUAUUACAAGAUAUAAGCUAAAUGUGUCUUAGAAAAAGAAUCGUGUUUAUAUUUGAUCACGUAGAUCUUCAAAAAUCCAAAUAACAAAUACGUCGAUUCGUAAACGUUCUUUAAAGCUGAUAAACAAAUUCUCGCGCUAUUUUCUUACGAAAUCGAACGAAUUAGUUUUAUCGGAUUUUUUUUUCAGUGAUGAAUCCCUUCGAAUGAAUCUUCGUCGAGCUAAAAUAUUUUAUGAUACGGUUGGUGUAUUUUUCUUUUUUUUUUCGUUUCUCUCUCUCUCUCUUUCUUUCUUUCUUUUUCUUUUUUCUACCACCCUCUUCCUCCUGAAGUGUAAAUAAUCUCGAGUAAGCGCGGGCAUUUUUGCCGCGCUCUACGAAUUCGGCCGUGCCUUUCUUUAGUUACACUCAUUGUUAUGGCAACCGUUUUAUUUACCGUAAACGCAGCGCGACCGAGCAACCGAGAAUAAACAAUCGUGUCGACCGCCUCCGCCGCCACCGCCACCACCACCACCACCACCACCACCACCACCUUCGCCGCCACCGCCGCCGCCGCAGCCGCCGCCGUCGUUGUCGUCGCUGCCACCGCCGUCAUCGUCCUCGUCGUUACCGUCAUCACUACUACCAUUACCAACUACAACCAUCAUCAUAUAUCGCGUAUAUGUAUGAUCGUACAGACCUGAAUGAGUGAUUCACAAUGUGUAGGAGCGUAAAAUUGAGCGGGAAGACGUUAGACCGUCUUCUUAGAAAAUGUACGUGCGAAUAGUCAGGUGAAUGUUGGAUACAGAGAGUAGACGCGGUACUGGGCUGGAUCAGGGACCAUCGAGGGACCCUUGGCUCGCUAUGGAUUACUACUUGGGCACCGAUAGUCUUUCACUUCAGGAAAUGCUCGACGUCGACAUCAAAUGCGAGAUUGAAGGGGUAAUCGGUGGCCACGCAGAUCUUGGCUUCAAUUUCGGUGAUUUGUCGCCGUUAGAAUUGGACGACAAUCCGGUUGGAUGUGACAACGAUCUCAGCGGAUGGUUCGGUUCCACCAGUUUGCUCAACGGCAACAGCAAUAGCUCUAACAGCAAUUUCAAUUUCGAUUUGAGUGGCGGCGAUGCUGCCUCCAUUAUGGUGAACCCCAAUUCGGUAAUGCCCCACAUGGCCAUCCACAGUCCUACACCAAAUAGUAACAGACGGCACUUUUCUUUCUCGCCAAAGAUAGACAUUAAAGAGGAGAAAAUAGACGUUGAGAACGAGGUAGAAAAUGACGAUGAUAACGAGAAUGACAACGAGAACGACAAUGAUAAUGAUAACGAAAACGAGAAUGAAAACGAAAACGAUCAUGAAAAUGAUAACGAGAAUGAUAACGAUAAUGAUAACGAUAAUGAUAAUGAUAAUGAUAAUGAUAAUGAUAAUGAUAAUGAUAAUGAUAAUGAAAAUUAUAACGAGAUCGAUACGGAAAUCGAACAGUAUGAAAAUGAUAUAACGGAAACUGAGGAGGACACCGAGGAUGAGCAGGAAUUAACGAGGACGAUUCCGAUUUUAAAAGCAAAGGCGUCUACUACGAUACCGGUAAAUACUGCCGUUAAAACGAUAUCACCUCAAAUAACGAAGGCUCAUUUGUCACCGAAAAUCAAUACGAUAUCUGGCAUAAGGGUACAAAAUUUUAAGGUCCUGCAGAGUCAACCGAAUCAACAACAACCGCAGCAUGUUAGGAAGCAGAUUUACAAUAACAACAUUCACGUCAGCACGACUUCAUCCCCAGCAAUCUCAACGAUUAAUAAAGAAUUUGAUUUGUCCGAUUACGAGGACAAGCUCUAUCCGAAGCCUGCGUAUUCUUACUCUUGCUUGAUCGCAAUGGCCUUGAAAAAUAGUCAAACGGGUUCCCUGCCGGUUUCAGAAAUUUACAACUUUAUGUGCGAACAUUUUCCAUAUUUUAAAACUGCACCAAAUGGUUGGAAGAACUCUGUGAGGCAUAAUCUUUCGUUGAAUAAAUGUUUCGAAAAAAUUGAGAAACCAGCUGGAAAUGGAAACCAAAGAAAAGGCUGUUUGUGGGCAAUAAAUCCAGCCAAGAUAGCGAAAAUGGAUGAAGAAGUCCAGAAAUGGUCAAGGAAGGAUCCAUUAGCAAUUAAGAAGGCGAUGAUAUAUCCGGAUCAUUUAGAAUUACUUGAAAGAGGAGAGAUGAAGUAUGCUGGCAGUGGUGACAUGUCGGAAGAAACAGAAAGUUCUGGCGAUGAGACUGCAGAAGAAAAUGCUGUCUAUGAUGAAUCUAUACAUAGUCAUAUCGCAGCUAAUUCGGUUACAGAUAGUUACGAUGAAAGUAGCCAGGAUUGCGACGUUGACAUAACGGAACAACUUUAUGAUGAAAUUGACAUAGAGGAUAAUAAAGAUGCUUUACACAUGCAAUUAAACAUUACUAAACAGGAGGCAAUUGAAUAUGAAUUAAGUCCUAGUACAAAAAAGCAGAAAACUCUAACGGGUGCGAUACAAGGAAAUUACGUAUAUCAACCAGUAACUACUUCUCGAAGAAAAGCGCCUUUACUAUUAAGGGCUGGAACCACAGCAGAAUCUUUUCUUAAAAUUGAAUAAAUUUAGAUAUUAUUUAACAUAUUGAAAAAGAUAAAUGUAUCUAUAAGUAUUAUAUACCCAUUUUUUAGAGGUUUCGAUAAAAACAUUUCAUGCGCAUAGAACAAAAUAAAGGAGAAAAAUUAAAAGUGCGUCAAAUUUUAUGCAGUAUGACGAUCUUAUGAGUUGAGUUUAAGAUGGAUUUCUAUAUCGUAUAUCAUAAUAUCCAUGAAAAAAGUUCAAAAGCUUUGGUAGAAUAAUUAAUUUAUAAUUAUUAUACGUCUUUUGAAUUCUUUUCAUUGUUAAUCGAUAUAAAUGAUCUUCGAUAUAGCACAUCAUUUUGCUCAUAAUAAUUAUUUAAUUUUUAAUAUAAUGUAAACUUUAUAAGAUUAUAAAAGUUAUAAUUUUUAUAUAUAUUACGAUAUGUGUGCAUGGAAAUACUUUUUUGUCAUGCCUCAAUUACCAAGUAAAAUUGUGAGUAGACGCAAUCGCAACAAACAACAUCAGUACUAUAUAGUGUACAUAUGAUGAUGAAAAGUAUAACAAGCAAAGUGGUAUAUAUCCCACUAUAUCAGUUUAACAUGUUAGCUUUUAUAUGAUCGAAAAUAUUGAGUUAUAGAUUUAAAACUUUAGUAAUUUAUGUAACAAACUUACUAGUAUAUAUGUCAUGCAUUUUAGAUUGUAUAGAUAGUAUGCGCUCAUGAAUUAGCGCUAUCAUAAAUAUCGUAUUUACUUUACACACUGCAUUAGUAACUAUAAUAAGAUAUAUAGUUACAUAUGAAGAUCUUCCAAAUUCAUUGAAUGAUUUCACAAACUUCCGUUUAAUAUUAUUGCGAAUAGUAUAUGUACCGAUCUUGUUUCUCUGUAAUCUCUAUACACAUAUAGUUCUAUCGUUCUAGCACCAUAGAAAAUUUCAAAAUGUCUUUUCUAAUUUUUGACGUAUCCUUCUUAUCGUAGUUCUUACUUUUUUUUUUCUUUUUUUUUUUUUGCAAAAAUAUAUGUAUUGCUUUGCAAUUUUAUAUGUCUGAUAAAAAAAGGUGUAUUGAGAAAACAAAUAAUAACAAACAACAUUACGUUUAUAUUAAAAAACUGUUAUAUUAUAUAUAACUGAACAUUAUGGUAAAAAAAAAUGAGUUUCGAAUGCGGUAAUUUAUAACGUUUUAUCUGUAUCAUCAGCAUUAUCAUUGUUUAUAUUUUGUAACUAUGACUAUAUUUGAAACGAAAAAAAAAAAAACGAAAAAAAAAUGUAACAUAGAUUAAUAAGUAUUUGGUCAUUGUAAUGUUGGCCAGACUGAUGUAUUAUACUUUUUAUACAUUUCUGAGAUAAAUAAUAAUUGUAAAUGUUUCUGCAAUUAUAUACCUGAAAAAACAUAAGAUUACGUAGUAUCACAUUUAGGUAGAGUACAAAGACGACAGCUAUGGAAUGGUCAGAAAGAAAAAUUUUUUUUAUAGAAUAAGCAGAUGGGAAUUGUAUACCUGAUUUGUUUUUAAGUAUAACAGUAAUCGUAUUCUUAGUUUUUAUUUAAUUGUAGAAAAAUGUUCCUUUCUCAACUUAGAACAAUAUUCAAUUGACAACUUGAUUAUUCGUAUAAAAAGUAUAUAAAUUGAGAUUUCAUAGCUUUUCAGAAUAUUAUUGAAAUUUUUAUAUUGACAAUAGAUAUGGCAUAUCAGUAAUUGAUUUUAAUAUUGUAUAUACAUCUUGCAAGUAAUAAUGCUAGGUUGUAUAACAAAACUAUCCUUUUUUUUCUUUUUUUUUUUUUCUUUUUUUUUUUCUUUUUUUUUUUUUAUUUUAUUUUAUUUUUUUUUUCUUUUUUUUUUAUUUUUUUUUUAUUUUUUUAAUUAAUAAUAUGACAAAGCUCACGUUUAUGAGUUUUCCUUAAAAAUAUUAUAAUACAACGUACCCAAUAUUUUGAUUUAUUGACAUUAUUUUAUUGAUAUUUUUGCAGUAAUGUACAAAUGUAGGAUCAAUUAAUACAAACAUUGUAAAGUAUCUAAUCGAUAGAAUUCUUUUAAUUUAUUAGAGAAAAAUUCUAUCCUUUCGGAUGUGAUUUCUAAUUGUCCUAUAUAUUUGCAUUAUUUAUGCUACGGUAAAUACUUGAUUUGAAAAAAUACAUACAAAAUGAAGAAAAUAUAACUAAUAUUUAACAAAAAUUAUUUCCUGAUAUUCGUAAAAAGAAAAUAUGCACACUUUGUCUCCAAGUUAUUACAAUUCUUAUUCAUGGUAUCUUCUAAGGAUAUAGAACUUAAUUAAAAAGUAAUAUUAUAUUCAAAAUAAAUUGUAUAUAAUAAGAGCUAUCUCUAAAUUUAUAUAACAAUAGAUGAAAUACUGAUAUACUUGUAUUACAACAUUUUUAGGAAAAUCAAACGUGGUAUUAUAAAUCUAUCAUGUACUAAUACAAUAGAAAGCUUGCUUUAAGAUGUAUAAAGUAUGUUUUAUGAUUAAGAAAUGGGACCAAUCUUUCAAGUUUGAUUUUAUCACACAAAGAUGUUCUUUUUUGUUUCUCAUAAGACAGACUUAGUUGACUCAAAGAUACAUUUUGUAUAGAAAGUAUUUGUAUUACUGUAAAUACUUCUUUUUUUUCUAAUAAACAUUAAUAGAUUUUUAAUCGUA
Vespa velutina is the source of this 5222-nucleotide messenger RNA. RefSeq names its product tyrosine-protein phosphatase 3 (gene jumu). Gene Ontology annotation, biological process: regulation of transcription by RNA polymerase II. Gene Ontology annotation, molecular function: DNA-binding transcription factor activity, RNA polymerase II-specific; transcription cis-regulatory region binding. The record is from RefSeq and is a predicted model, not a curated record. Bases 836 to 2635 code for a protein of 599 amino acids. NCBI's taxonomy places the organism in Eukaryota, Metazoa, Arthropoda, Insecta, Hymenoptera, Vespidae. The transcript has 4 exons.